Molecule: messenger RNA, 3057 nt
Organism: Eimeria maxima
Lineage: Eukaryota; Apicomplexa; Conoidasida; Eucoccidiorida; Eimeriidae
Product: voltage gated chloride channel domain-containing protein, putative
Exons: 11
Coding region: 1-3057 (1018 amino acids)
Biological process (GO): transmembrane transport; chloride transport
Cellular component (GO): early endosome; Golgi apparatus; membrane
Molecular function (GO): voltage-gated chloride channel activity
Source: RefSeq, a predicted model, not a curated record
AUGGGGGACAAUGAAGAUUCAUUUGCUUUGCUGCAGCGGAAAAAUGCUGCACUGCAGGAGCAGAGGAGAGCUGUUGCAAGCUCAGCAGCAGCGGCAGCAACGGAAGACACAGCAGCUUUCUCCCUGCUGUUAGACGCUGAGGUCCUAAAGCAGCCUUCGAAUCCGGCUGCACAGCAGCAGCAGCCAGGGGUACACCCGAAUGAAGAAUGCGGACUGCUGCAGCUAAAGCACACGGAACAGCAGCGUCCUUCGCGUUUGCUGCUGCAUUCCUGUAUCUUGCCUACAGCUAGGGCGAAGGUAGACGCUUCAGCGGAACCGCAACACGAGCAGCCCUUCCAGCAGCCAGAACAAGAACACCAGCACCAGCACGCAGACUCCUGGGAUCAAGAACCAUCUCCUUGGUAUCCAUUUAAUAACAGCAGCAUCAACAACGGUUGGCAGCAGCAGCAUCCGCGCGGCCCUCAGCAGGCGCUGCGGCUACUGCUGAGUUGCCUCGCAGCUUCCCCCGGCUUCCUUCUGCAGCAGCUUCUGCACCACUUGGUAUUCCUGGUGCAGUUGCUGAAGCUUGCUGUUGGACAAGCGGCAAAGCUGGAAAUAUGGAUCCUUGCUGCAGCAACAGGUAUUGCGACGGCUGCAGCUGCGGUAUACAUACAGCUAAGCUCGGAGGUCAUAGCUGACUUUCGCGGCGGUCUUUGCCGCGAUUCUGCCUUCAAAUCUCAGACGAUGUGCCUGGCUGGUGUGCCUAAGGGGUUUGCGGGGGAAAGCCCUUGGCACUCUUGGGCUUCCUUGUUCGGGGCUGAGGGUGUUGCAGCCGAUAUUGUGAACUUCUGCGGCUUUUUCACGGUCUCCGUCGCUACAGCUACUGCAGCAGCCGCGGCCGUGUGUGCGUUCGCCCCACAAGCGGCAGGAUCCGCGUACCUGCUCAGUCUGGUCUUUUGCUUGUUGGUUUUUCUGUCUGCUGUUUUGUCUCGUACUGAGCCUUCUGUCCCUGCUUCGCCCCUGGAGGGUCCUGAUCCCUUGGGUAUUGCAGACGCGAAGGUGUUUAUGAGCGGCCUUCGAGACAGUAGCUUUCUCUCUCCUCGUGUAUUGACGGUGAAGCUACUGACUCUGUCAUUGGCAGUGGGAAGCGGCCUUUCGCUGGGUAAGGAGGGGCCCAUGGUGCACAUCAGCUGUUGCUUGGGUUUUCUGCUGCUCUCCGCCGCGCGCCGCGCCGCCGUUGCCUUACCUGGGGUGUACAAGCACCUUAAACAACGCGCUGCAGCCUUCGCCGCCGCAGUUGCUCUCCGGCUGUCUGCCGCCAGCCAUCGCUCCGUGGCAGCGCCGUGUUUUCCCCCACCGGCCGCACAAGAAGCGGCUGAUGUUGCAGAGGCAGCAGCAACAGUAGGAGCAACUCCAAAGCUUCACCCGCUGUCUGUACACCACAGACGCCGUCUUCAAGGAACCGCCAUAAAAUCCCGGGACAACGAUGAACCCCUCAACGCCAUUCUGCUGGCAGCCUGCGCAGCCGGCGUCGGGUGCGCGUUUUCCGCACCGAUAGGGGGCGUUUUGUUUGCAUUUGAGGAGAUGGGAGGUGGCCUUGGCGGCAUUCAUCUUCCUGCUGAAAAAGAACCAGCAGGAGCAGCAGCAGCAAUGGCGUUGGCGGCGGUGUUGUUUAAGGUUAUACAUGAGAAUUUGUUCUCUCGCUGCAGCGCAGACGCCUCAGCGGACCCGUUGAACAUGUGCGUCCGUGCGAGCAGCAGUAACAGCAGCGGCAGCAACAACAACAGCAGUGGCAUUCAGGGCCCCGCCCCCUCCGACGCGUACCGAGUUGACGGAGGCCUCGCCCUGGAACUUUGUUGCGUUUUGUUUUUCAAGACGAUUUUGACGGUCUUCUCCUUCGGCCUCAUGGUGCCAGCAGGCAUCUUCAUCCCAGCUCUGACAAUUGGGGCGUCUUACGGUCGUCUGAUGGGUUUGCUGAUGCUGCGCCUGCGAUCAGUGUUUACGUUGGCUGCUGCUGGGGGGCCUUCUGCUAGUCCCGGGGCGUAUGCAUUGGUGGGGGCUGUCUCGUUUCUUGGGGGCGUCACACAAACCAACAUUGCGCUGAUAGUCAUUCUAAUUGAAGUCACGAAAACGUCGGCGGCUCUUGCGCUGCCCUUUCUGCUCUCCCUUGCCAUUGCCAAACUCCUCAGCGCACAAACGCAACAGGGAGGGUUCUACGCCGCCCUCAUUCGGUUCAAGAAGCAGCCCUACUUCUUCCAUGAAACGCAGGUUUGUUUCGACGGGCUGACCGCUGCGGAAGCGAUGACGAGGGACCUUCAAGUUUUGUCCGUAGAGGAGACUCCAACAGUAGCAGGCCUCAAGGCCCUGGCAGAAAAGCGCCUCUGCGGCUAUAUGCAUGCGUGGCAGCUGCGGUCGCUGUUGCAGCAGCUGCUGCAGCUGGAGCAUCCUCUGGUCCAUGCCCACACGCUCGUCUCCUUUCAUGCCUUCCGCUCGUCGGCAGCCGCUGUUUCCGCACAGCAGCAUCAGCAGCACCAGCGGGAGAGGGCUGUAAGGUCGUCUGUCUGUCUACUUGUCCUUGACGAAGAUGGGACCUUACGGCAGUCUUUCCCGCUGCUGCAUUUGGCGGCAGACGGCCGUUUGCGAGUCGCAGCACCAUCGCCAGCAGCAGCCUCUGCAGCAUCUGCACAGUUGGAAAGAGGACACUCUGAAGGAAACAAAUCAUUUUCUGAGGGUUCUUCAGGUGCAGUGGAGAUGCAGAGGCUGACGUGUGUCUCGCAUCCAAAGGAGCUCGCCACAACAGCGACAGAAACAGAUGCAGGAGAAGAUGCAGCAGUAGCGGCAGCAACAGGGCAAUGCACUGCUGCUGGCGUUCAGGUGUAUGUUGACCUAUCGCUGCUUGUGGAUGAGGAGGUGCUGCAACUGCCGCCCCACACUCCUCUGUUGCAAGUAUAUCGGCUAUUCGGCUUGCUGCAGUGCGAGGUCUGUUUGCUGUCUCGCUGCGGUGUCUUGGUGGGCCUCAUCGGCAAGAAGAGUUUCCUCACUACCAUGAGGACUCCACAACUAGAUGAGUGCUGCUAA